This is a messenger RNA of Phyllostomus hastatus (greater spear-nosed bat), 2869 nucleotides long. It is a transcript of the gene TDRKH, whose product is annotated as tudor and KH domain containing. The transcript is spliced from 14 exons. Gene Ontology annotation, molecular function: RNA binding. The record is from RefSeq and is a predicted model, not a curated record. NCBI's taxonomy places the organism in Eukaryota, Metazoa, Chordata, Mammalia, Chiroptera, Phyllostomidae. Gene Ontology annotation, biological process: spermatogenesis. Bases 85 to 1770 code for a protein of 561 amino acids.
GGCGACGGCAGCUGGGCUGAGGUGCGAGGAGGAGCGCGCGACGGCCGACUCGAAGAGCGGAUGUAAGUCAGAGUACAGCAGAAAAUGUCCACUGAACGGACUUCUUGGACAAAUUUGUCCACUAUUCAGAAAAUAGCACUGGGCCUCGGGAUCCCAGCAGGUGCAACAGUUGCCUAUAUCCUAUACCGCAGAUACAGGGAAAGCAGAGAAGAACGUCUGACAUUUGUUGGGGAGGAUGACAUCGAGAUAGAAAUGCGAGUGCCCCAGGAGGCUGUAAAGCUCAUCAUUGGCCGUCAAGGAGCCAAUAUUAAACAGCUGCGGAAACAGACAGGUGCUCGGAUUGAUGUGGACACGGAGGAUGUAGGCGAUGAGCGGGUGCUGCUUAUCAGUGGUUUUCCUGUUCAGGUGUGCAAAGCCAAAGCAGCAAUCCAUCAGAUCCUGACAGAGAAUGCUCCAGUGUCUGAGCAGCUCUCAGUUCCCCAGAGAUCUGUGGGCAGAAUCAUAGGGAGAGGUGGCGAGACGAUUCGCUCUAUCUGCAAGGCCUCUGGAGCCAAAAUUACCUGUGACAAAGAAUCAGAGGGGACAUUACUACUAUCAAGACUUAUUAAAAUCUCAGGAACACAGAAGGAAGUGGCAGCAGCCAAGCAUUUGAUACUAGAGAAAGUUUCAGAAGAUGAAGAACUUCGGAAGAGAAUUACUCAUUCUGCAGAAACCAGAGUCCCACGCAAGCAGCCAAUCAGUGUAAGAAGAGAGGAAGUGAGAGAGUCAGGUGCAGCUGGAGAGCCAGCUCUAUGGAAAAACUCUGGUAUUAGCAAGGAGCAGGCUUCACCACUGGCAGUUCCUCCCUGCAAAGGAGGUGGUGACAUGGUUGCCAUGGGGCCAGAAGAAAGUUCCUGGGAGAAACCUAAUGGUGACAGCUUUCAGAAGUCUGGAGCCCAGAGCAGUCCAGAGAUGUCCAUGUUUGAAAUCCCCAGUCCUGACUUCAGUUUCCAUGCUGAUGAGUUCCUGGAAGUCUACGUCUCUGCUUCUGAACAUCCUAACCACUUCUGGAUUCAAAUCAUUGGCUCUCGAAGCCUGCAAUUGGAUAAGCUUGUCAAUGAGAUGACCCAGCACUAUGAGAAUAGUCUGCCUGAAGACUUGACUGUGCAUGUAGGAGACAUUGUAGCAGCACCUUUAUCUACAAAUGGUUCCUGGUAUCGAGCCCAGGUCCUUGGCACUUUGGAGAAUGGGAACCUAGACCUCUACUUUGUUGACUUUGGAGAUAAUGGAGAUUGCCCACUGAGGGACCUCAGGGCACUCAGGAGUGACUUCCUAAGUCUUCCAUUUCAAGCAAUAGAGUGUAGUCUGGCACGGAUCGCCCCCUCAGGUGAACAAUGGGAAGAGGAAGCUUUGGAUGAGUUCGACAGGCUUACUCACUGUGCUGACUGGAAGCCUCUGGUGGCCAAGAUCUCUAGCUAUGUCCAGACUGGUACCUCAACUUGGCCCAAGAUCUACUUAUAUGAUACUAGCAAUGGGAAGAAACUUGAUAUUGGAUUAGAAUUAGUUCGUCAAGGUUAUGCAGUUGAGCUUCCUGAAGAAAUGGAAGAAAACAGAACUGUCCCAGACGUGUUACAUGAUGCGGACACAGAAACAGAUGUUUCUCUCAGCAGCAUGCUCAAUGAAACCAAAAAGAGCUCUGGAGAGAUAGCAAAUACCCUCUCCUGCCUCAGCUUAUCAGAAGCUGCCUCUAUGUCUGGUGAUGAUAACCUUGAAGAUGACUACUUAAUUUGAAGCCUGCUUCAGCUGCCUCAGCCGUCUGUUUUGCUGUGAUUUGGUGCCUGGAGAGAGGAGCCUAUGAUAAAGAGAUCUAUGCAGUUCUUCCUUUAUUACACAAUAUGGUUUGCUGUGGACCAAAUGCAUUUUCUCCUUCCAUGGGAUGACCAGAAAGAGUAUGGGGUAGAGGGAGAUACUCCACCCCACACCAACCUUCCUUCCAGUGUUUGAAUACUGCUGCAUUUUGUCCAGGCUGCUCAACAUCUGGCUUGUUCCCCUCAGUCCGAAUGCACACUUCUGCUAGGCUGUGUCCUUUUUGAGGCUGGGAAGCAGCCAAGGUUUGGUCGUUAGAAGUGAUGAUUCUGCACACUUCUGACUCACCUUCUCAGGUGACUCUGGUGAAGGGGAGUUUUUGAGUGAUGAAAGACUGCAGUUGAGUCAGAAGGCAAAGGCAAAAAUCAGCAUAUUUGUAUUAAAAACCCUCAGGAAGUGGGAGAGAGAAUGCUGCCUUUUAUCCUCAAUUGCUGAUGCUAUUGGAGACAAGUCUUUUGAAAACAGUGUUCCAUUUAUUUUUCUGUACACUUUGGUUAAAAUAUAAGCAAGGGGAGAGGCAGCUCAGGAAAUAUUCUAAAUUGCUAGUAUAGCAUCUAUAAAAUAUAUAUAUAUACACACACAUAUAUACACAUACCCCCAAAGAGAGAGAAUGUAUAUAGUUGUUUAAAGUGUUUGGGAGAUUCUUUGCUGAAUAAAGUUCUCAAAAAAUUAUCUAAAACUAAAUACUGGUUGAAUCACAAGGUGGAAGCAGGCCUAUGGGUAUCUUAGGGACCUUUUGUGAAAAUUGUGAAGACCUCACACAGAAGGGCCUGUCUGUGAACAAAUGCUCCUCCCUUGUAUUCUUUCCCUAAAGUUUCCAGGAACAACUUAGGUUUGGGCUGUGUGAAUAAGACCCCACCUACAGUUUGGAAGAAAAGGCCUGGAUUAGGAUUAUAGAAACCAGGGUCUACAAAUAGAUCUCUGGAUUUUAGGCAGCCUGUUUCUCUACAGCCUUUCCACUUCUGAUGCUAUGGUGAGGAUCUAGUGAAAACUGUAAAGGUAAUUGAAAGUAAAUAUAAAUGUA